AUGACAAAGAUAUCUACAUUUGUUACGUUCUUGGUUAUUUGUAUACUAUGCUUCCACGCAUCUUGCACUGCAGCAGGAGGGUUAAAAUUAAGAUAUCGUAAGCGGUCUCUGGGUGCUUUGGAUGUGAAAGAAGCAAUCAAAAAUGGCCAGAAUUUUCUGACUGGUAUAGGCGCUGUUACAGAGCAUACAGUCAAAGGCGAAAUAGGGUCAUUGAAAGCCAAGGAAGAUGCUGCGAGCAGACCUGGGUCAUCUCCUUCAUUUGGCACCAGUACAGCCGAUAUUGCUUCGGGUGGAAAGACUGUAAAAUAG
Molecule: messenger RNA, 309 nt
Organism: Mucor mucedo
Lineage: Eukaryota; Fungi; Mucoromycota; Mucoromycetes; Mucorales; Mucoraceae
Exons: 1
Coding region: 1-309 (102 amino acids)
Source: RefSeq, a predicted model, not a curated record